Molecule: messenger RNA, 1577 nt
Organism: Oryza brachyantha (malo sina)
Lineage: Eukaryota; Viridiplantae; Streptophyta; Magnoliopsida; Poales; Poaceae
Product: probable carboxylesterase 15
Exons: 1
Coding region: 221-1222 (333 amino acids)
Molecular function (GO): hydrolase activity
Source: RefSeq, a predicted model, not a curated record
UUUGGUCCAACAAAAAGUAUCUCGAGUUACCAAAUCGUUUUUUAUCACAGUUAAAUAGGAUGUGUACUGUGAGAUCUAAUGAUAAAAAAGAUUAAGUAUCUCAAGAUUACCUCGAGAUAUUUUUUUGUUGCACCGAAACAAAUCUCUAGUAAUAUACCGAGCUCGUCACGCACGGCUCCGCGCGCUCGCUGCCAAGCAAACCAUACGCGCGCGCGCGCCAAUGGCGUCCUCGUCUGACCUGAACACGCCGCCGCCGCAGAAGCCGUACGUCGUCGAGGACUGCCGCGGCGUGCUGCAGGUGCUCAGCGACGGCACGGUCGUCCGAGCCGCCGCGCCGCCGUUCCCCGUAGGAGUCGACCAGGACGACGACCGCGUCGAGUGGAAGGACGCCGUGUUCGACGCCGGCCACGGCCUCGUCGUCCGCAUGUACAGGCCGGCGGCGGCGGGCGAAGCGAAGGAGGCGGGGAAGCUUCCGGUGGUCGUGUUCUUCCAUGGUGGCGGGUUCUGCAUCGGGUCGUGCACAUGGCCCAACUUCCACGCCGGCUGCCUCCGCCUCGCCGCCGAGCUGCCCGCGGUGGUGCUCUCCUUCGACUACCGCCUCGCGCCGGAGCACCGCCUACCCGCCGCACACGAGGACACGGCCGCGGCGCUCCUCUGGCUCCGCGACCAGCUCCUCUCCGACCCGUGGCUCGCCGACGCGGCUGACUCCACCCGGGUGUUCGUCUCCGGGGAAUCCGCCGGCGGCAACUGCGCCCACCACCUCGCCGUCCAGUUCGGCACGGCGGGGCUCGACCCGGUGAGAAUCGCCGGGUACAUUCUCCUCAUGCCGGCGUUCAUCUCGGAGAAGCCGACACGGUCGGAGCUGGAGGCGCCGGACACCGCGUUCCUCACGCGCGACAUGUGCGACCGCUACUGCCGCCUCGCGCUGCCCGCCGGAGCUGGCAAGGACCACCCGCUGACGAACCCGUUCGGGCCGGAGAGCCGGAGCCUGGAGGCGGUGGACGUCGGCCGCGUGCUGGUCGUCGCCGCGGAGGGCGACCUGCUCAAGGACAAGAACGCCGAGUACGUGGAGCGGAUGAAGGCGAUGGGGAAGGACGUGGAGCUGGUUGUCUUCCCCGGCGAGGAGCACGCCUUCUUCGGCGUGAAGCCAAUGUCAGCUGCCACCGGCGAGCUCGUCGAGCUCAUCAAGAGGUUCAUCGCCGGCGCCGGAGCGGCCGAGUAAAGCGAGAGCGACAGACAUGGCAUGGCAGCCAAUCAAGUCGGUAUGUCAAAUGUGUCCUUGCAAUAAUAAUGGAGCUGUGAUGUUUUCUUCAAUAAAUAAUUUUGUUUCUCCACAAUAUAUAUGUGCUUUUGUGGCUACAAAUUGAGCACGACGAGGAGUACGAAAUCUAGGCAAAUUUCUGUCACUGUUGUGUUGAAAUACCUGUCGCAAUUUAUCAGGAUGAUUUCUUAGGGCAACCAUAAUAUAUUAAACAAAAGCAGGUAGCUAGCAAUUAAUAUAGCCUUGUAACAGGUAAUGUUGUACUGUGGAUAAGAUACCACGGAUAACUGCUAUAUUUAUAAACGAAAAAUAAUUU